This is a messenger RNA of Plasmodium inui San Antonio 1, 3195 nucleotides long. RefSeq lists its product as hypothetical. Gene Ontology annotation, biological process: sodium ion transmembrane transport. Bases 1 to 3195 code for a protein of 1064 amino acids. NCBI's taxonomy places the organism in Eukaryota, Apicomplexa, Aconoidasida, Haemosporida, Plasmodiidae. The transcript has 8 exons. Gene Ontology annotation, cellular component: membrane. The record is from RefSeq and is a predicted model, not a curated record.
AUGUCCUUCAAACUCAAGUCCAGCUUCUACCAAAGCAGUAACGACCCGUCCGAGGGGGACGACAAAAAUGGAGACGCCGUGGCGACCCCGGAAAAUAUAAGUAUGAGGAGAGUGCGGGUGGAACUAUACGACGAGGCGAUCGUGUAUAGCCAAAAUAAUACCUUCUAUAAAAUGUCCAACGUACAUAACUGCAACAAUAUGGAUUCGUACAUCGAUUAUGUUAAGAGGUCUAACUACACGAGGAGCUACGAGCAGGAGAUGAUUUAUAACGAAGCCCUGAGUCUGUAUAAUAAUCGAAACAUGUAUAUCAGGAAGAAGUACAAAAAUGAGUUUUACGUUAAUCUGAAAAGAAACUUGCGCCGGGCUCGGUUCUUCGGAGACGACAACGAUGAUCUGCAGAGGGGAGAAGAAGGCAGGGAGGAUGACGAAAGGGGAAUGCCCGAACCGAUGGACUACACAGAGGAGAGGAACCUAAACGAGUUCAUCUACCGUGAGAGGAAAAAGAAGAAAGCCAUACUGUUUAGGAAAAAGUAUAUGGAGAUAUUUUCCGAAGGGGGGUCCACCGCAAACAUAGCAAACGUAGCAAACGCUGCGGACACUGCAAACGCUGCGAACACUGCAAACGAUGCGAACACUCCAAACGCUGCGAACACUGAAAACGCUUCGAACACAGCGAACACUGCAGACACUGCAAACGAUGCAAAUGGGCCGAGGGACACACAGCAGAGGACGCAAAUGAUGUUGGCAGGAUUAACCCAUAACAGCUCUGAAACAGGUGGAGUAGUAAAAAAAAAUGAUAGUUUACUUUCCCAGAACGGAGAAGACGUUGGUCUUCCCCUGCCAUCUCCUGCAGAUAUGCCUUGUGAGGGAAAUCGACCAAAGGCAAACAUAUUGAGCGAUUUGCGUGACUUAAACAGCAUGAGUGAUUCAAGCGGAAUGUCACAAGAAGAGGAAACAAACUUCCUAGAGCAAUUAAUUAAAUUAAGAUACACCCCAGAGUAUGUAUCUCAGUUAAGUGAUUUGUUCGAAAAUCCAAGGACAUUGAAGAAAGCUAAUGUGAAGGUGUUGAAGUGGCUGGAUUAUCAGUUAAGUAAUGGGUAUUGGUUAGAAAGGCUCUCAUUAUUCCUUCUCGGAUUGACUAUCGCAAUUGGAGUAGGAAAUAUAGAAACAUUUUGGUCCUUGAUGUCUACAUGGCAUGGAGUUAUAUUUGUAGUGCCAUAUAUCAUCUGUUACUGCCUCGUUUGUCAUCCCAUCCUUACAUUCGAGUUGUACAUAGGGCAGUUGAUUCGGAUGUCCUCUCCCUUUAUCUUUUAUCGGCUCCUAAAGCAGUGUGCUUCUGUCGGAUUUUUGAUGGUCCUAACGUGUCUAAUUAAUGGGUAUAUCAAUACCUACCGGACCGCUGCAGAAUACUUCAUCUAUCUUAUUAAUUCCUUCAAACGGGAUCUUCCAUGGAAGCUAAACAAGAAGGAAAUAGAUUUCUGUACCAGUUUUAAGAAUGAUUUUAUCGAGUGUCACAAGUUCAGACCACUGUGCUUCUUCUCUAGAUCCAUCUCCUCCUGUGUCCCCAACAGCUUAGGAAAAGCCUUCCUAAUAUAUCAUAACAAAUUUUUCCCGCCCAACUUUUUUUACGAUCGAUUACUUCACAUUGAUGGUAGCGAGAACUUGGCUCAUAUCUUUUCCACUGGAACUUCCUACAUCGACAAGGACACCUUUAUCUUCCUUUUUGUCUGCAAUUUCUUUGUUACUAUUUUUCAGCUCCUCGGUUUGACAAACUUUGCCUUUUCCUCCGCUCUUGUUCUGCUCCUCAUCGGCUUCCUCUCCAUCACGCAGUUUGCCAGCAUGUUUAAUUUAACCAGCGCCACGCAGGCCUACUUCCACGUCCUCAAGUCCUGGAAGUUCUCUUACUUGUAUACCUACUCGUCUAUCUGGUCCCAGUGCGUAUCCUUCGCCCUCUACGAGCUGUCUAUCGGGAUGGGGAUCUACUCCUCCCUCGCGACGAAGACGAGAAUCGGAGCCAACUUGGCCUUCGACGGAUACGCAAUCACCACGUGGAAUUCCAUCAUCUCCUCCCUGAUGUUCUUCUCAGCAGUCUCCGUCAUAGGCUUCAUCGCGGACAGCAUCAACUCCAACUUCGUGGACAUGCUGGAGUUCUCGAGGAAGGAUUGCUCCUUCAUUCUGUUCCCCGUGGGGUUCACGCACCUGCAGAGGAUGGAGAAAACCCUGAGCAUGCUCUACUACGGGUCGUACACCAUCCUGUCAUGUGCCUCGCUAGCCAUACAGUGCGAAGUCCUAGUUAUGACAAUAAGGAACUUCAAAUUCUGCAAGAACGUUAAGAAGAGAACCAUCAUUUUAACUCUCUCCUUCUUCUUCUUCCUGUCUUCCUUCUUGAUCUCCAAUAAGGAUACUAAAAAUAUCCUCUGGUUUGUGUCUCUUACUAUAUCGGAAAAUGCGCGAGUCUUCGUCUCUCUGUUGAUAUGUAUCAUUUUGGGUUGGCUCUACAACAUCGAUUUUCAAUUUCGAAAUCUGACCAAGAGGAGCGUCCUCUCAUUCAAUUCGACCUACUGGAUAUUGAACCUCUCCAUCAGCGUUCUCUUUAACUACCUUCCCUACCACGUGUACGUCCUCUACAUUAUAAGGCUGGGUAUAUUCUCGGUGAGCACCCUCGUUGCCAUGUACGUGCUGAAGAAGGAAAUCAAAACGAAGCAGGGGUACAAGAAGAAACAUUUGAGUAAUCUUACUUACAAGGAAACCCUCUACAUCCUCUACAUCGGAAACAUCGAAGAAUUGCGGAUGGAGCUACAACGAAUCAUCAGCGGGAACGUAUUUAUGGGGAACAUCUCCAUGGGCUGGUCCAUCUGCAUCAAAUACAUCGGGACGUCCAUUUUGCUUUCUGCCUUUAUUGAAUUUGCAGACGGGAUGUUUUAUAGCAAAGAGUUGAAAGAGAAGAUGCAGCUCAUUCCCCAGGGAUGGGUCGUCUUCGCGAUUCUCUUCUGGGUUUUCACGCUGCUCCUGCUGGUCCUCUUUCCCCUGUGCAUCACGGUUUUCGAAAAGUGGUGCGCUCAGGAGGACUGCUUCGCGGACUUCGCCCUUCUCCCCUCGAAGCCCCUCAGGGAGAUCCACAACUUCAGCAUCCUCUCCUAUUUCUGCGAAUUUACGGGCGAGGGAAGGAAAAAGGGGAGGAGGCGCGCCGAGUAG